Ipomoea triloba (trilobed morning glory) is the source of this 1243-nucleotide messenger RNA. Its product is annotated as protein phosphatase 2C 51-like. Gene Ontology annotation, biological process: protein dephosphorylation. The transcript is spliced from 3 exons. Gene Ontology annotation, molecular function: cation binding; protein serine/threonine phosphatase activity. NCBI's taxonomy places the organism in Eukaryota, Viridiplantae, Streptophyta, Magnoliopsida, Solanales, Convolvulaceae. The record is from RefSeq and is a predicted model, not a curated record. Gene Ontology annotation, cellular component: cytosol; nucleus. Bases 86 to 1156 code for a protein of 356 amino acids.
AUCCUUCCCCACCAGCCGCUGUUUAUAAUCCGAUACUGCGGGCUUUUAUCAUGUCGUAUGAUUGACAAUCUAACUCCUCGCGCGCAUGACUCAGCUAGACUACCCAUCUAUGAAUGGGUUGGAGCUCCGGCGAGGCCGACCGACGUCCGAUAAUGUCGCCGGCAGAGUCUCGAAAAGGAAAAGGAAAGGAAUGGGCGCCGCAGAAGAAGAGGAAGAAUUAGUGGUGUCAUUAUCGUUGACGAUGGGUGAGAAGGGAGUCACGUGCAGGUCACAUGGGUUAGUAUCGUUGAUCGGACGUAGGAAGGAAAUGGAGGACGCGGCGGCGGCGGAGCUCGGGGUGGUGGUUAGGGGCGGGAAAGAGUACGAUUUUUUCGGAGUGUACGAUGGUCAUGGGGGGUCAGGAGUGGCGCAUGCUUGUCGUGACCGGCUGCACCGGUUACUGGUAGAGCAGUUAGAAGAAGAAGAAGAGGAAAUCAAGUGGGAGAAAGUGAUGAAAGAAAGCUUUAGGAAGAUGGACGAGGAAGUGAACUCGAAAGGGGCGGCGGUGGCGACGAUGGGGUCCACUGCGGUGGUGGCGAUGGUGGGGCCGGAGGAAGUGGUGGUUGCCAAUUGUGGGGAUUCCAGAGCUGUGCUGUCACGGGGUGGAGUCGCGGUACCCUUGUCAAAUGAUCACAAGCCCGACAGAGCAGAUGAGCUGGACAGAAUCGAAAGUUGCGGGGGGAAAGUACUGAACUGGAAUGGGCAUAGAGUGUUGGGAGUUCUUGCUACCUCAAGAUCCAUAGGGGACCAAUACCUUAAACCAUAUGUGAUAGCGGAGCCUGAAGUGAUAGUGAGCAAGAGAGUGGAGACGGAUGAGUUCCUAAUACUAGGCAGUGAUGGCCUGUGGGACGUUAUGUCCAACGAAGCAGCUUGCCAGGUCGUACGAAGAUGUUUGAGCGGUCGAAUGAGGGGACUAUUGGCUCCAAACGGCAGCAUUGUAAUUGUAAGUGAAAAUAAUGUUUUUCAAAAAAAAAAAGUAAGUGAAAAUAAUGAUGUAAUCGCGAAACAAAGCCGGGCGGCUGAGGCGGCUGCGGUGCUGGCAGAAUUGGCAAUCGCCCGGGGAAGUCGCGACAACGUUAGUGUUGUAAUUGUUGAAUUAAGGAAAUCGAAUCGUUAGUCAUGUCUAUAACCAAUGUUCUACUACUUUUUCUCCCCUACUUUCUUUCCAUCAUUAUUAUGCUUUAACAAAUUUUAUUCCGGACUA